GAGACCACGAUGGUCUUGGUGUUGAAGAUCAGUAUCCCAGUAGGAGGAGAAGAUAAGGGAGGAGGAAAAGAGAAGGGAGGAGGAGAAGAGAAGGGAGGAGGAGAAGAGAAGGGCGGAGGAAAAGAGAAGGGUGGAGGAGAAGAGAAGGGAGGAGGAAAAGAGAAGGGAGGAGGAGAAGAGAAGGGAGGAGGAGAAGGGAGGAGGAAAAGAGAAGGGAGGAGGAGAAGAGAAGGGAGGAGGAGAAGAGAAGGGAGGAGGAAAAGAGAAGGGAGGAGGAGAAGAGAAGGGAGGAGGAAAAGAGAAGGGAGGAGGAAACAAGAAGGGAGGAGGAGAAGAGAAGGGAGGAUGAAUAGAGAAGGGAGGAGGAAAAGAGAAUGUAGGAUGAAUAGAGAAGGGAGGAGGAAAAGAGAAUGUAGGAGGAAAAGAGAAGGGAGGAGGAGAAGAGAAGGGAGGAGGAAAAGAGAAGGGAGGAGGAAAAGAGAAGGGAGGAGGAAAAGAGAAGGGAGGAGGAAAAGAGAAGGGAGGAGGAGAAGAGAAGGGAGGAGGAGAAGAGAAGGGAGGAGGAGAAGAGAAGGGAGGAGGAAAAGAGAAGGGAGGAGGAAAAGAGAAGGGAGGAGGAAAAGAGAAGGGAGGAGGAGAAGAGAAGGGAGGAGGAGAAGAGAAGGGAGGAGGAGAAGAAAGGGAGAAGGAAAAGAGAAGGGAGGAGGAAACGAGAAGGGAGGAGGAAAAGAGAAGGGAGGAGGAGAAGAGAAGGAGGAGGAAAUGAGAAGGGAGAAGGAGAGGAGAAGGGAGGAGGAAAAGAGGAGGGAGGAGGAGAAGAGAAGGGAGGAGGAGAAGAGAAGGGAGGAGGAGAAGAGAAGGGAGGAGGAAAAGAGAAGGGAGGAGGAGAAGAGAAGGGAGGAGGAGAAGAGAAGGGAGGAGGAGAAGAGAAGGGAGGAGGAAAAGAGAAGGGAGGAGGAAAAGAGAAGGGAGGAGGAAAAGAGAAGGGAGGAGGAAAAGAGAAGGGAGGAGGAGAAGAGAAGGGAGGAGGAGAAGAGAAGGGAGGAGGAGAAGAGAAGGGAGGAGGAAAAGAGAAGGGAGGAGGAAAAGAGAAGGGAGGAGGAAAAGAGAAGGGAGGAGGAGAAGAGAAGGGAGGAGGAGAAGAGAAGGGAGGAGGAGAAGAGUAGGGAGGGGGAAAAGAGAAGGGAGGAGGAAAAGAGAAGGGAGAAGGAAAAGAGAAGGGAGGAGGAAACGAGAAGGGAGGAGGAAAAGAGAAGGGAGGAGGAGAAGAGAAGGAGGAGGAAACGAGAAGGGAGAAGGAGAGGAGAAGGGAGGAGGAAAAGAGGAGGGAGGAGGAGAAGAGAAGGGAGGAGGAGAAGAGAAGGAAGGAGGAAAAGGGAGGAGGAAAAGAGAAGGGAGGAGGAGAAGAGAAGGGAGGAGGAGAAGAGAAGGGAGGAGGAGAAGAGAAGGGAGGAGGAAAAGAGAAGGGAGGAGGAGAAGAGAAGGGAGGAGGAAAUGAGAAGGGAGGAGGAAACGAGAAGGGAGGAGGAGAAGAGAAGGGAGGAUGAAAAGAGAAGGGAGGAGGAAAAGAGAAGGGAGGAGGAAAAGAGAAGGGAUGAGGAAAAGAGAAGGGAGGAGGAGAAGAGAAGGGAGGAGGAAAAGAGAAGGGAGGAGGAAAAGAGAAGGGAGGAGGAGAAAAGAAGGGAGGAGGAGAAGAGAAGGGAGGAGGAAAAGAGAAGGGAGGAGGAGAAGAGAAGGGAGGAGGAGAAGAGAAGGGAGGAGGAGAAGAGAAGGGAGGAGGAAAAGAGAAGGGAGGAGGAAAAGAGAAGGGAGGAGGAAAAGAGAAGGGAGGAGGAAAAGAGAAGGGAGGAGGAGAAGAGAAGGGAGGAGGAGAAGAGAAGGGAGGAGGAGAAGAGAAGGGAGGGGGAAAAGAGAAGGGAGGAGGAAAAGAGAAGGGAGGAGGAAAAGAGAAGGGAGCAGGAAACGAGAAGGGAGGAGGAAAAGAGAAGGGAGGAGGAGAAGAGAAGGGAGGAGGAGAAGAGAAGGGAGGAGGAAAAGAGAAGGGAGGAGGAGAAGAGAAGGGAGGAGGAAAAGAGAAGGGGGGAGGAAAAGAGAAGGGAGGAGGAAACGAGAAGGGAGGAGGAGAAGAGAAGGGAGGAGGAAAAGAGAAGGGAGGAGGAAAAAAGAAGGGAGGAGGAAACGAGAAGGGAGGAGGAAAAGAAAAGGGAGGAUGAGAAGAGAAGGGAGGAGGAAAAGAGAAGGGAGGAGGAGAAAGCAAGAGAGGGAGAGCAAUGGGAGGAUAUUUGGACGGCAAUGGAGGAGUACAGGGCGAGGAAAGAGGAGGAUGAGAAACGCGCGCAGCAGAGGGAGCAGCAGAUGAAGGGGGAGAUGGAGGCAAUGAGGAGGAAGCAUCAGGAGGAGCUGAAUCGGCAGCAGCAGCAGCAGCAGCAGCAGCAGCACCAGGAGGAGUCUGACGCCUUGGGAGGAAGAGAGGAGGAGGGAGGAAAAGAGGAGGGAGGAGGAGAGGAGGAGGGAGGAGGAGAGGAGGAGGGAGGAGGAGAGGAGGAGGGAGGAAGAGAGGAGGAGGGAGGAGGAGGCAAGGCGGAGGGCAACAGGGGGCGAUGAAGCGGCGCUGGCUGAGAAGCU
This is a messenger RNA of Closterium sp. NIES-67, 2625 nucleotides long. The record is from the annotation of a GenBank genome assembly. Lineage: Eukaryota; Viridiplantae; Streptophyta; Zygnematophyceae; Desmidiales; Closteriaceae.